UGCUCUUCCGAUCUGCCCAAACACGAUGGAUCCGCUGUUCUAUUUAGGAGGGUUGCUGGUUUUAUUCCUGCUCUGGAUCAAAGUCAAAGGUCUCGAAUACGUGAUGGUUCACCAGAGGUGGAUAUUUGUGUGUUUGUUCUUGUUGCCGCUCUCCGUUAUAUUUGAUGUGUAUUAUUAUGCGAGGGCAUGGCUCAUUUUCAAGAUGUGCUCUGCGCCCAAACUGCACGACCAGCGCGUGCGAGACAUCCAGCGACAGGUGCGCGAGUGGAGAAAGGAGGGUGGGAAGACCUAUAUGUGUACAGGUCGCCCCGGCUGGCUCACCGUUUCUCUCAGAGUGGGCAAGUACAAGAAAACGCAUAAGAACAUCAUGAUCAACAUGAUGGACAUUCUGGAGGUGGACACAAAGAGGCAGGUGGUGAGAGUCGAACCACUGGCCAACAUGGGUCAAGUCACUGCUCUCCUCAACUCCAUUGGCUGGACAUUGCCAGUGCUGCCAGAGCUGGAUGACCUUACUGUGGGGGGGUUGGUGAUGGGUACAGGCAUCGAGUCAUCGUCCCACAUUUAUGGGCUGUUUCAGCACAUCUGUGUUGCCUAUGAAGUGAUUCUAGCUGAUGGCAGUUUAGUACGCUGCACAGAGGAGGAAAACUCGGAUCUGUUCCAUGCCAUCCCAUGGUCCUGUGGUACUCUGGGGUUCCUAGUUGCUGCUGAGAUUAAAAUAGUCCCAGCUAAGCCUUGGGUGAAGCUGCGCUAUGAGCCAGUCAGACGGCUGGAGGACAUCUGUAAACGCUUCACUGAAGCUUCAGAGAACAAGCAGAACACAUUUGUUGAAGGGAUCCAGUAUACUCUGGACAGUGCUGUUAUCAUGACAGGAACCAUGACUGACCACGCAGAGCCUGACAAGAUUAACAGAAUCGGCCUGCACUUUAAACCCUGGUUCUUUAAACACGUAGAGGGCUACCUGAAAAGAGACUGCACUGGAGUUGAGUAUAUCCCUCUGAGGCACUACUAUCACAGACAUACACGCAGCAUCUUCUGGGAACUUCAGGAUAUUAUUCCAUUUGGUAACAACCCCGUGUUCCGCUGGCUUUUUGGCUGGAUGGUUCCUCCCAAGAUCUCUCUGCUGAAGCUCACCCAGGGAGAAACCAUCAGACGUCUCUAUGAGCAGCAUCACGUGGUCCAGGACAUGCUGGUACCCAUGAAACAUCUGCAGGAUGCCAUCACACGUUUCCACAAGGACAUUGAAGUGUACCCACUGUGGCUGUGCCCGUUCCUGCUGCCACCAGGCAGAGGGAUGGUUCACCCCAAAGGUCAAGAAGAGGAGCUGUAUGUAGAUAUUGGGGCUUAUGGGGAACCUAAAGUCAAACAUUUUGAAGCUAAAGCAUCAACACGCCAGCUGGAGAAGUUUGUCAGAGAUGUUCACGGGUUCCAGAUGUUGUAUGCAGAUGUGUACAUGGAACGAGAGGAGUUCUGGGAGAUGUUUGAUGGACAGCUGUACCACAGAUUGAGAGAUGAAUUAGGCUGCAAUGAAGCCUUUCCAGAAGUUUAUGACAAAAUCUGUAAAUCUGCCCGACACUAACCCCACCCACCCCCACCCC
Archocentrus centrarchus (flier cichlid) is the source of this 1595-nucleotide messenger RNA. It is a transcript of the gene dhcr24, whose product is annotated as 24-dehydrocholesterol reductase. Gene Ontology annotation, cellular component: cytoplasm; membrane. The transcript has 10 exons. Gene Ontology annotation, biological process: steroid metabolic process. Lineage: Eukaryota; Metazoa; Chordata; Actinopteri; Cichliformes; Cichlidae. The record is from RefSeq and is a predicted model, not a curated record. The coding region runs from base 26 to 1576 and encodes 516 amino acids. Gene Ontology annotation, molecular function: FAD binding; Delta24(24-1) sterol reductase activity.